Esox lucius (northern pike) is the source of this 4939-nucleotide messenger RNA. RefSeq names its product neuregulin 1 (gene nrg1). Gene Ontology annotation, molecular function: chemorepellent activity; protein tyrosine kinase activator activity. Gene Ontology annotation, biological process: activation of transmembrane receptor protein tyrosine kinase activity; cell differentiation; animal organ development. Bases 814 to 2982 code for a protein of 722 amino acids. NCBI's taxonomy places the organism in Eukaryota, Metazoa, Chordata, Actinopteri, Esociformes, Esocidae. The record is from RefSeq and is a predicted model, not a curated record. The transcript has 9 exons.
GUGGAACAGUGUGUAGUUUGUGUGUGGAGAGAAACACUGAGUGGGAGAGAGAGAGAGGCUGAAGAGAAGAGGAGGGGUGAGUGAAAGAAUAAGGGGAGUAUCCGGACUUUGCCGUCUUUUCUGCACGAGCACGUCUUUCUCCUCUCUCCAUAAGUGAUCUGUCUCUCCCGUGCCACCGAGAGGAAGGGCACCUGCUGCUCGCCGACGAUUCAGCCCCACGCGGCUGCUGCUUGAAGACCGCGGUCGGACAGCAUGACGCCUGCGCCGCCACAUUGCCUGUCUGCCCUGUACCGGGCGCUGCAGCCCCGUCCUGCCCGCGGUUUCGAAACAGCGGCCGGUGCCGCUCCUCAAGUCCUCAGGUGAGUCCGCUCACUGCUCAUCCCACCGCGGGGAGCUGCAUCCAAAGUCAACCGGACCGGCGAAGGCACCUAACGGACCAGAGCUCUCCUGUCUCCCUGGCUACUUUUCGUGCGCGUCUGCGCUCAUUUUGCUGCUUCUAUUCCCGGACUUGUUUUGCGUGCGCUUUUCCUGUGGGAAUGACGUGAGUGUGACCCUGCGAGGAAGAGCUCCCUUGGUCCCUGGCGCGGAAGUCCGGUCGGUUGGCUUCCCAGACGUUAACAAGGUUACCCGGCGCUGCUGUGAAAAGCAUCCUCCUGCUCCGCCUCCCACCCUGCGCAUCACUGCAAUCUGAUAAUGGACAACACACUUUACAACGCCCGCUGCUGUGUAGAGCUUUGAGCUGAGAGUCCAGGCACCCAGAGAUCUUUCUGUCAGAGAGAGAGAGAGUGAGAGAGAGAGAGAGGAAGAGAGAGGAUGACCGAGGGAGUGGAGGCAGAGGAGUCCUCCGCUGAGCUGUUCGCCCAUCCUGGAUCAGUGUCCCCCACCCGCUCCUGUGCCGAUCCCGGACGAGCCCCCAAGGAGGCGCUGGCAGAGCCUGUGGCAGGUGGAGAGGGCGGGGACGAGGACCCCGAGGGAGGCGGUGACCAUGGAGACGGAGGGCGAGCCGGCCCCCCGGGGCUCCUGGGCUUGGCCGGGACCUGCUGCGUGUGCGUGGGGACGGAACCGGUGCUGCGGUGCCUGCGCUCGGAGAAGAUCUGCAUCGUGCCCAUCCUGGCCUGCCUGCUCAGUCUGGCCCUCUGUACGGCCGGCCUCAAGUGGGUCUUCGUGGACAAAAUCUUUGAGUAUGAGCCACCCACCCACUUGGACCCCGACCGCAUGGAGCAAAACCCCUUCCUCGUCAUCGCCGACCCCACAAAGGACCUGCCGCUCUUACUUCCCCACCCUUCCUCCCCGACCCUGGUGACACCGAUGACCACCACAGGGCAGCACAGCCCAGGGUCUCCCGUGGUGACUCAGUAUAGCCCCACCUCCGCACUGACAUAUCGCACUAACCCGCCCACGAAACCCGGGAACCCCACCACCCCAAAACCAGUGGGCAAGGCAACAUCAACCCCGUACCCCAAAACAACCGUGGAGUCUAAUGACAUUAUUGUCCCUAGGUUCCCUGCCACCAGCACCACCCCCGCGGUGAAGACCUCCAGCCACGUGACUCGCUGCAGCGACAGUGAGAAGAACUACUGCGUGAACGGAGGGGACUGCUUCACCCUGGAGGUCAUGCCCGGACAACCCAAGUUACUCUGCAGGUGUCCAAAUGAAUUUACUGGUGAUCGCUGCCAAAACUACGUAAUGGCCAGCUUCUACAAACAUCUUGGGAUUGAAUUUAUGGAAGCUGAGGAGGUCUAUCAGAAACGUGUGUUAACAAUAACAGGAAUCUGCAUUGCACUCCUAGUGGUUGGAAUCAUGUGUCUGGUUGCCUACUGCAAAACAAAAAAGCAGAGGAAGAAACUCCAUGACCGUCUGAGGCAGAGUUUACGAAAUGAGAGGAAUACAAUGGCUGGUGUGGCAAACGGACCCCUGAUGUCCAACCCCCCCCUGGAGAACAUCCAACUUGUCAAUCAAUUUCCGUCCAAAAGCGCCCCACCCGCGGAGCACGUCAUCGAAAAGGAAACGGAGACGUCGUUCUCCAUGAACCAGUACACGUCAUCCACCCAACAGUCCACCACCCUGACCCAAACCUCCAGUCAAAGCUGGAGCAACGGCCGCAGUGAGAGUGCCCUGUUGGACGGCCGCUCAAUCUUGAUGAUGUCAUCGGCAGAGAGCCGACAGCAUGCCACGCCCAGCCAACGAGGUCGUCUGAACGCCACGGGCGGCGCCAGAGAUCUGAGUGCCCACCAGAAGAGCUCCCGAGACACGCCAGACUCCUGCCGCGACUCACCCUACAACGACAGGUAUGUGUCAGCCGUGACCACCCCGACACACCUGUCCCCCGUGGAGCUGCUCACGCCCGUGACCCCUGGCUCCCCACCGUCGGAGAUGUCGGCCAGCCUGGCCACCCCGGCCCCCUCCCUGGCCGUUAGCCCCUCUGGCGAGGAGGAGCGUCCCCUGCUGUUCACUGCCUCGAUUUGGCCCCGCGACAAGCCGCGCCACGACCCCCGCCACGCCCAGUCCAAGAGGAACUCUGCCCACUACAACCACGGCCAGGACGUCCACAGCCCCCCGCCCAGCCCGCUGAGGAUCGUCGAGGACGACGACUACGAGACGACGCAGGAGUAUGAGGCCGUCGCCGCCGAGUUGGUGCCGCCCAAUCCCCCGCAGAGCCUACCUAAAAAACUCACCAACAGCAACAACAACAAUGGCCGUCUGGCCAAAAGAACAAAGGUGAACGGCCAUGCAGCAGGACACACAGUGGAGACCCGCGACCGGGGCAACAGUACGGAGAGGGGCGGGUCAGAGAGUGAGACGGAGGAGGAGCGUGUGGGAGAGGACACGCCCUUCCUGAGCUUACAGAACCCCCUGGCCGCAGGUGUGGCGCCGAUUACAGACAGUAGCAGGACUAACCCAGCUCUCAGACUCUCCCCACACGACGACCUGCAAGCCAGGUUAUCCAGCGUCAUAGCCAACCAAGAUCCAAUUGCUGUAUAAAGUGAGAAAUGAAAAAUAUUGCUUAGGAAAAUACGUAUGACAGAUAAAAAAAGAACCAGAGUCACUAUUAAACAUGUAUUUUCUAUAAAUUAAGUAUUUGCGGGGAAAACUUUUAUUUUAGCGAAGUAGUAAAUAAAAUCUUUUAUAAAAAAAUUUAAAAAAACGGUAUAAAUGUGUUCGUGUUAAGGAAGAAAGUGCCACAAUCUAGAAAUGGUUCAUGUAGCAAUGGUUCACAGUAUUUCAAUGGAAAAAAAUAUCAACGGUGCCUUUAAUUUGCGUUUGGUGUGCUUAUGGGGGAACUGCAUUACAAAUUUGGGCCAUAUAUUCAUGACUUUCAUCUCGCUGUAGUCAUUUCUGCUCGACUCUGAAAACAAAAAACAUUCAAACAAAAAAAAAAUAUAUAUAUAUACAUAUAAAAGCCACCAGUGCUAACAAGUAUGCAGUCACUAUAACCGCCUGUAUGGACUAAUACAAUGGUGUGAUGAUGGACAUGGCGUGUUGCUUCUGUUUGAGUGCAUGUUCUUUCCUCCUUAUUUGCAGUCAUAUCCUACUACUAGAGGUGCCUACCACACCCCUGUCUAAAGGUAUUUAGUGUUUAACUACAACAAAAAACAUCAGAGUAAUAUACACGUUUUUACGAUUUUUUUUCACCCCGCUCGCUUUUUAGCAGUUUUUUCAAAAUUGUUAAAGAAAGUUUUUUUAUUUUUAUUCUUGAACCAUUUGCUAAUAGAAAUAGUAAAACAGUUAUUCAUGUCAGUCACCUAGAAUCUUAACAUGAUUCAUUUGUAUCAAUACGUGGGUACUAUACAUUGGCACUGGAAGAAUGAAUGAAGUCAAGUUGAUUGUAUUAUUCACAGAUUAAUUGGGGAACCAGAGUAGCCAGCGAAAUGGUUUGAUAUAAUUUCUUCAGAGGUUUUUCCCAUUAUUUCUUAUGAAUGCAUAAUAUCUAUCAAAUGCCAUUAUAUUGCGUUUUAAACAAUGUUUCAAUUUAUUUUUCUGUCUUCAAAGCCAGAUUGUCAGAUGAUAAUUUAUUCAGUCAUAUCUGGCUCAGCAAUAUUGUAAGAUUCUUGUGGUCAAUAUCAUGACUUGCAAGUGCAAAUUGUGGAGAUGUAUGUAAACGAAUGAAUAUAUGGCUCACUCAAUCCUAACAUCUUGGGGUUCCUGAGUAAUGCAUUGUGGGGGUCAAGGUAGAUAGCGAGAGCCUUUUCUUUUGUUUGAAACAUUUUAGUACAUUAGUACAUUUCAGCCUUUUUGUCCAUCCAACAUUCACUUACAUUGCUACAUUAUCCAAAAAAUUUUUUUUGUGUGUUCAUACAGUACAUAAUAUGUUUGUGUUAGUAUAUUGUUAUCUCUGUAAUAUCAUCAACAUUAACCUUUUUUAUUAUAUAAUAUUUAUGUUAUAUCCCAAGGAUACAUUUAGGAGUCGUUAGUGACAUGCCGAAGACUAUGUCACCAGUAAUGUCACUAGAAUGAAUAGAUCACCUAACACGUUUUCUACUCUACAUGAUAAUUUUUGGUGCCUCAUAACCAAACCAUUAAGAUUCUGAGUUUCCAAAUGGUAAUUUCCUCCAAACAAUCUUCAUUAGCCAAGUUUAAUCUGCAUGACACCAUGGUAUGAAGGCUUGUACCCCUAAGUUAUACAGUUCAGUGAUGGCCCAACCUGAAAUACCUUUUUUUGUAUUUAUGUUAUUUAUUUAUUUAUUUGUUUAUUUAUUUUGUGGGCCUUACGUAUCUUUUAAUUACAGAUUAUAUAUAUAUUUUAAUCAGUGUUUUAUAUAUUUGGUUAGUAUAUAUUUGAACAAAUUGAACUUUUAUCUUUUGUACCUAUUGUGUUAAUCUGUCCCCUUCUGCCUUUUUAUAUUUUGUUUUCAAUAUGGGGUCAAACAUCUUUCCCUCUAAGCAUUGAUAACCGCUCUGUUUUUCAACGUAUAAAUAAAUAUACAUGGAAAAUGCACAA